Messenger RNA from Neopsephotus bourkii (Bourke's parrot), 6751 nucleotides. Its product is annotated as nuclear factor of activated T-cells 5-like. NCBI's taxonomy places the organism in Eukaryota, Metazoa, Chordata, Aves, Psittaciformes, Psittacidae. The record is from RefSeq and is a predicted model, not a curated record. The coding region runs from base 400 to 3003 and encodes 867 amino acids. The transcript is spliced from 3 exons.
UCCCCUGUUUUCAAGGUUCACUGAACCUAUGCCAAACAGUACUUUUCCAUUCCUGUGUGUUUCACUACAGACCAUUAUCAUCUGACACAGACACAGAACUAGUAAAUUACUUUAAGAAUAUUGUUUUAAUCGCUUCCUGGGUUUGCUUUCAUUAAAUUGUACCUUGAUUUUUUCCUUGAAAUAUCAUUUCCAUUGCUAGUCAUUUCCUUUUUUUUUUUUGGUUAUGUAAGGAGCACUAUAUACAUAGCCAGCAAAUCUUCCAUCUGAUAUUUCCUGGACAUAGUGGAUUUGUGGAAGUUUUGUAAUCAUAACCCAAGUAAGCUUAAAAAUUGCUUAAUGUCUGGUUCGUUUUAGACUUCAAGUGUUGUUGGACCAGCUCAACAAACAUUGGAAAACAGUAUGUCUGGCAUAUCAACUUCUGCUUCUCAUUUGCCUUCUGAAAAUGAAAACCAGCAACAAAUACAGACAAAGGUGUAUAAUCCAGAGACUCUAAUUACUAUCCAAACACAGGACAUUUCUCAGCCUGGUAGCUUUUCAGUAGUCUCUACUCCAGGUCAGCUGCAGUGCAGUGAUGCAUUAUUGCAGCAAGCUGCACAGUUCCAAACAAGAGAUUCCCUAACUAGGGAAGUCUUGCAAUCAGAUGGCACAGUGGUCACUUUGUCACAGUUAACUGAUGCAUCACAGCAACAACAGUCUACACUCUCAGAACCAGCACAGGCAUUUCAGGAACAGAUUUCAUCAAGUAUUUUCUCAUCAGGAAGUUGCAUGAGUAAGUUACAGAACACUAUCCAGCAACUGCAAGCUGGACAUUUUCCAAGAAACACUGCCACUGGCAGCAAUAGGAAAGUUGACUUGGUGCAACAGGUAUUGGAAGCUCAACAGCAGUUAUCUUCUGGUUUAUUUUCUGGUUCAGACUGCAGUGAGGAUGUUCAAGAUCGGCUAAAUGCAGGUAUCUUUCAGCAAGUUAGUCAGAUACAAAAUAGUGUAAAUCCUGGGAUAUUUUCCUCAUCAGACACAGCUGUUCAUUCCAGAUCAAAGAACCUUUUGCCUGGACAAGCUGAAAAUGUUCACUCACAACCUGAAAAUGCAUUGUCCAAUCAACAGCAGCAGGCGAUGGAGACUUCUGCUGCAAUGGUGAUAGGAAUCCAACAAAAAAUUUGCCAGGCUGCAUCACAGAUGCAAUCUGAUUUGUUCUCUUCAGCAUCAGGAAAUGGAGCCCUCCAACAGUCGCCUGUUUACCAUCAGACUUCUCACAUAAUGAGUGGGUUAUCAACAAGCGAAGGCAUGCAAAUGCAGUGUGAAUUAUUCUCUUCAUCUCCGGGUGUUUCUGGAAGUGAUACUACUCCUACUGCUCAGCAGCAGGUCUCCAACAAUGGACGUACUAUGUUUCAUGAUGCAAAUUCUGCAGGUGGCGAAGAAGCUUCAGAACAGAGUGAACAGAUGCAAAGUACUGUAUUUCAGACCAUGGUUCAAAUGCAGCAUAGUGGAGAAAGUCAAUCUCAAGUUAAUCUGUUUUCAUCUACUAAAAACAUGAUGGCUGUUCAGGCAAGUGGAACUCAACAACAAGGAGGUGGUCUGUUCCAGCAGAGCAGAGAAAUCAUGUCUGUUCAGUCAGGAAGCUUUAUGCAGCAGUCUCCACAUUCUCAAACUCAGCUUUUUCACUCUCAGAAUCCUAUUGGUGAUAAUCAGAAUAUAUCACAGGAAACACAAGGCUCUAUUUUCCACAGUCCAAAUUCCAUUGUCCACAACCAGACCAGUACCAAUUCCUCAGACCCACUGCAGCCUCCAAUGUUCCACUCACAGAACACCAUGGGUGUAUUGCAAAGCUCUUCAGUUCCUCAAGACCAGCAGUCUGCUGACACAUUCCUUUCCCAGAGUUCAAUGAGCAAUGCUGCAACUCAAGAACAGGUAUCAUUCUUUACAAGCCCAAAUUCCAUUUCUCCUCUUCAGACAGCAACAAAUACUGAACAACAGACCUCUUUCCAGCAGCAGACAGAGAUAUCUCAUAUCCAGAGUUCUAUGCUUCCCCAAGAACAGCCCCAGACUCAGCCUGCUCAGCAAGGUUUGUUUCAGUCUCAAGUGUCACUAGGCUCCAUCCAGUCCAGUUCAAUUCCUCAGAACCAGCAAGGAACUAUCUUCCAGCCUCAGCAUUCAAUAGUUGCUAUUCAGAGUAGUCCUCCAUCUCAAGAACAGCAGCAGCAGCAACAGCAAAACAUGAUGUUCAGUAAUCAAAAUGCAAUGAGUACAGUUGCUUCGCAAAAGCAGAACAUGAUUUUCAAUCCAAAUCAAAACCCGGUUACCAAUCAGGAGCAACAAGGCCAGUCCAUUUUUCAUCCACAGACUAACAUGACAUCAAUGAACCAGGAGCAGCAGCCCAUGCAAUUCCAGAGUCAGAGUACCGUGUCUUCUCUUCAGACUCCUGGAUCCAGUCAGGCUGAAGCACAGCAGCCAGCCAUCUUCCAUAACUCACCCCAGAUUCAGUUGGUCCAAAGGUCGUCAAGUUCUCAAGAGCAACAAGUCACCCUCUUCAUCUCUUCAGCUUCCAUGUCUCCUUUACAGAAUAGUAUGAGCCAGCAAGAGAUGCAGCAAUCUCCUAUGUACUCUUCUCAAAACAGCAUGGCAGGAAUGCAAGGAACUGCUUCUCCUCCACAGCAACAAGCUGCUUUAUUCCACAACACAGCAGGAGGUGCUAUCAACCAGCUGCAGAAUUCUCCUGCUUCGCCUCAGCAAACAUCAGGAAUAUUCCUGUUUGACAUUCAAAACAACUGUGGCCAGUUGCUAACUUCUGGACCAGUGACGUUGCAUGAUGAGUUGAUGGCUAUAAGUCAGACGGGUCAGCCACAGAGCAAGGGACAAGCAGCUGUGCCCACACUUCUCUCCCAGCAGAUAUCUGAGACGUCUCCACUACCUUCAGCUAUGGCAACCAACCAGAAUAUUGAGAAAAUAGAUGAUCUGCUCGUGUCAUUGCAAAACCAGAGGAACAAUAUAGCUGGCUCCUUUUAAUUAGUCAACUUGUGAAGCAGAAACAUCAAAUGCCUGUGCCAUGAGCCAUGACUCAUAGCUGUCAGUAAGUGAAGGGAUUGUUUUAGAAUUGAGUGGGAGAGCUAAUACUGUGAUUUGCUAAUUGCAGUAGGCAGCAACAACAAAUUGAUAACUAUAAUCAGCAAGCAGAGAAUUGUUUGCUUCUGUAGAUAGCCAGAGGUGGGUGCUUCCCAUCUGCAGAUGUGAUUAAUCAUUUUCCAUUUCUCUUAUGUGUAACUGUACAUGGAGCAAGGGUUUGGUGGGUUUGGUAGCUCUAAAAUGAAGACAUGAAGGGGAACUUUCAAUUAAAUUUUGCUCUUAAAAUCUUGUCCUCUAAAAAACCUUCUAAAGAACGUUCUGCCUGGCUGAGGAAAAAACUCUGUGUCUCUCGCUCUGACUGGAUGGGUUAGAACUCUGUAAAGCUGCAUUAGCUGUUCUCAAACCAGUCUUCUCCCUUCCAUUCUUUUCAUGGUUUUCUUUUUCUCUUCCCCAGUUUCAUAUUGUGUUUUAAAAAAAGGCAUAAAUAUCCUACUGGCUUUAAAUGCCAGAAGCAGCUUUUAGAAAUCCAUGGCAUUAAAUUGCUUAGUCAAUAGAAGCUUUGACAAAUAAUCAAGAAUUAAGGAGAGGGGAAGCAAUUUCUCCACCACCUUCUAAAUGCAGGAACCCCCCCUUAACCAGGCGUUUUCCAGCUGUUACUGAUGUAAAUCUUCAGCUUGACUUUACUCCAAGUUAGGGGGCAAAUUACAUCAUUUUUAAGCAUUCUGGAAAAUUUCACUUAAUCCUGAACUGUUGCAUCUUUGUAGCAUACUGAGCUCACUGCAGUUUUGAAGUGAUUAUUUUUCCCUACCAACAGUCCCCCAAAUAUCAUUUCUAGAUGGUCAUGUUUCACUUUAAAAACUAAAAAAAAAAAAAAAAAGCAUUGACUGAUGUUACGGAAUGUAAGAACAACCCACUUCAGAUCAUGCAGUUGCAUUGUGAGGUAUGUGAAUUUUUUGGGUGCUCCAACUAUCCAGAAAGUUUUGUGAAUUCUCACUACAGCCUCAUUCAGAUCUUUUUUUCUUCUGCAUGUAGAAAGCUGUUGCUACCUUGAGACUCAGACAGCUGUCAUGUAUUGCGAUUAUGCCUUGAUAGAGUGUAGUUGGUAUCAUGUUAUUUUACGUUUUUGUUAUUUUAAAUAACAAAGACUAGUCUGUAAAAGGUUUUCUAAGUUCCUCUAGUCUGUUUACUGUGUUUUUUCCCUUAACUCGUGCGUGUAAUUGAGCCAUGUAGAGAGUUUGUUUGUUUAAUGGAUUUUCCCAUUUGUCAGUCUGUCCUGCUGUUCACUUUCUCUUUCUGUCUCUCUUUCUCUCUCUCAUUGAGAGGCAAUUAAUUACGUUUUCAGUAGUAAGGCUUCUUGCCGAUAUGAAAGGAGCUUUUCAGAAAGAGACCUGCUCUGGGUCAUUUAAUUUUGAAUACAGUUUUCAAUCGUUCAGGUUUUGGAUGGUUUAUAUCUAACGUGUGUUUCAUUUUUUUGGAAAGCUAUAUUUUGUAUUUAGGAAAUGGUAUACUAUUUUGCUAUUUGUACUGAGUGAGUACAUUGGCAUAAAUAUAAAAAUUUAUAUACAUAUAUAUAAAAUAUUCUUUUUGCCACACAUUUUUGUGGUAAACUUGUGAGUUUGUCUGAUGCUCUACCACAACGUGACAUCUGAUAACUGGGGCAGGGUGGGGUUUGUCAUGUCUUUAUCGAAUAUUUAAUUACUUUUUGCAACAUAAAUAACUUGUUCAUCUUUCACCAUUCCAUCAGGUAGCUUAUUGUUCCAACUGGCUAUGAGAAGCUUCCCUGUGUGUUUUGAUGUGUCCGUCACUCAGCAAUAUGACCUAGUAAGGAAACUCAUAGGCACUUAAGCAUAUAUAAAGUAACAGGGUUUCAUUCAGAAUGAGCCAUUCAGCUUUUUUCCACUAUCAUUGUCUAUUUAAUAUUUUUAUUAUUAAUGUCUCUGUUUUAAUUCUUAAUUUAUGAUUAUGCUAAAAUGUUUAAAAUUUUAAUCAUGAUAAAAAAAAUCCCUGCUUCCUAAUGUCCAGAGCUGCUUUAACCCUGAACCAUACUUUUUCUUUCUGCUACUUAUUUUUUAUCUCCUGAUAAGACAAGAUAUUAACAAUCUCAUUAUGGUUCAUGACAUGAAAGCAGCAGUCUUGCAGCACUGACUAAAUGCUAUGUGAGGCUAUGUAGAAGACUGAGAAUUAUGGACUGAAGCAACUUCCAGAUGCUUGUGGAAGUCAAUAGCUAGUUAUUUGAAAAUGAACUAGUGGCUUUUGCAGGAUCACAGUCCCAGGACAAGCUGCUGGAUGUCGUCCAGAGCCUUCAUACACAGAAGUAAUAGGAAUGAUAAAUUCACUUGUGUGCUGCUUCAGUUUGUUCCAUUGUUCCAAAGGGGUGUAUCCUUACAUGGAAGUGCGGUUGGUCAGUGUCAAGUCACCAGGGACCAAUUCUCCACUUAACAAGAUGGGUGUCCAAAAGAGAACUUCAUACCAGGACUGCUACAGUUCCAGGGGAAGGGUAUGUCUGAAUUGUGUGCUGUUUUGGGUUGCUCAUGAAGAGACGAGAAAAAAAAUCUAAAGUAAAUUAGAAAAGGCCUGUGCUGUCAUGUUUUUCACUUCUGGAUAAAGCCUUUUCUUGUGUUAAAUUUGUCAUGUUCAUUUUAGGUCAGUGUUUAAAUGUACAACACUUGGAACAUGUAAUUUGGUUAUAAAAAGUAUGUCUUCUGAAUGAAGAAAUUGCUCAGCAGUUGAUCAGUGCUUGCAGACAGCUGUUACAAAGGAUAAUGAGAGGUUUGAUAAGCCAAUAAAGAGCUUAAAGAUGGGCUGCAGGAUUUCAUGGCAGAAAGACCCAAUAACAGUGUGAGCCACAUCUGCAUUUUAUCAGUCCUAAACAUUUACUUUUGGAAUUUAAGCAGUUGAUAUUGAUAAUUGGAGCUUACUCUGCCUUUUUUAUUUUAUUUUAAUCCCAUUCCUGUAUUUACUGCUUUUCAUGAUCACUCUGGUGUGCCUGUGAUCUGUGAGUAGAUGGAUGGAGCCUGCAGAAAUGAAGUGGUGACAUCAUGUCUAAUCCAUUUUGGGUGAGAAAGAAGAUACUGAGAUAUCAGUCUCUCUAAAUUUAAAGUUCCCGAUGACAUUAUUUUAAAUGGGGAAGUUACUAUCAUAUACACAGAGCAGCAAUGAAGUAUGGAAGAUACUACUAGGUGAAAAUGGAAAACUGUAGACCUGCAUUGCUGGGAUGGGUUUUAAGUGUCUUGUUUUUUUCUGCUGCUUGAGCUCGCUUCUGCAAGAACUGUUAAGUUUACACCUCCACGUUUAAUGUGGGCAAUACCCUUCAGCUGUGUGUGCCUCUAACACACCCAUGGUCCGCUCUCUGCACAGCAUCUAUGGGGUGUUGGGAUUCACAGAACACCCAUUUGUUGGCACAGGUUAAAAUCUGGGGAAAGGUACCCGCUAGCCACCAGUUGUGACUGCUGCAUGCGUUCUCUUGGCUGCUUAUAUGGGUGCAUGUGUAUCUAUAUGUAUAUAAAAUCAUGAGUAGCACAUAAUACACAGUUAUCAGCUAAGUGUCUCUUCUGGCAGGAAGUUAUUGUUUCUUUUGCUUAAUUAGAAAGUCUAUGUUUUGUUAUUAAUUGCCUCCCCGCUGUCUUAUUUUUCAGAAGUUAUUCAAGCCAAAUGCUUUGUUAUUAUUUUAACAUAAAAAUAGUUCCAGAAA